AUGUACACCGAAGAACUCAACACCACCGGGAACGCGCUGUUCCGGCACCGCAGCUACGUCCCCGUCCUGUUCCUCGCGCUGCUCCUGCUCGGCAUGCGCGAGUUCUCGUAUUUCGGCGACGACCACACCCUCGACCUCGUCUGGGAAGUUGUCUGCUUCUCGGUGAGCAUGUUCGGCCUCGCGAUCCGGGCGCACGUCGUGGGCCACGCCCCGUCGCGCACCUCGGGUCGCAACACGAAGCACCAGGUCGCGCACACGAUCAACACGACGGGGCUCUACUCUCUCGUCCGCCACCCGCUUUACGUCGGCAACUUCUUCAUGUGGCUGGGCGUCGCGAUGUUCCUCCACGACUGGCGCCUCGCGUUCAUCACCGUCACGCUCUACUGGCUCUACUACGAGCGGAUCAUGAUCGCCGAGGAGAACUUCCUCGCGAGGACCUUCGGCGACGCCUACCGCGAGUACGCGAGUCGCACGCCCGCGUUCGUCCCCACGCCCGCCUCGAUCCGAACGUACGCGAAGCCCGAGCUGCCGUUCUCCGUGCGCAACGUCCUGAAGCGCGAGUACUCCGGCUUCUUCGCCGUCGUGCUCAUCAUGUUCUGCCUCGAGAUCAUCGGCGAUUACGUCGUGCUCAACGAACUCACCGUCGACCCCGUCUGGCUCGUCGCGUUCGGCAUCGCCGCCGCGAUCUACCUGACGCUCCGCACGCUCAAGCGGCGGACGCGCGUGCUCCGCGUGGCCGGGCGCUGA
Messenger RNA from Symbiodinium necroappetens, 747 nucleotides. The record is from the annotation of a GenBank genome assembly. Lineage: Eukaryota; Dinophyceae; Suessiales; Symbiodiniaceae.